Molecule: messenger RNA, 942 nt
Organism: Pteropus alecto (black flying fox)
Lineage: Eukaryota; Metazoa; Chordata; Mammalia; Chiroptera; Pteropodidae
Product: olfactory receptor 5AL1
Exons: 1
Coding region: 1-942 (313 amino acids)
Biological process (GO): G protein-coupled receptor signaling pathway; sensory perception of smell
Cellular component (GO): membrane
Molecular function (GO): olfactory receptor activity; odorant binding; G protein-coupled receptor activity
Source: RefSeq, a predicted model, not a curated record
AUGGCCAAAGGCAAUCAUUCAGCAGUGUUUGAGUUUAUCCUCUCAGGACUCACAGAUAAUCCAGAGCUUCAAGUCAUUCUCUUUGGUGUAUUUCUAGUAAUCUAUUUAGCUAGUGUCUUGGGUAAUUUGGGUUUGAUUGUGCUAAUCCAAAUCAGUCCUCAGCUUCACACACCCAUGUAUUUUUUUCUCAGCCAUCUGGCUUUUGUUGAUUUUUCUUUUACUUCGACUGUCACCCCGAACACCUUGGUGAAUUUUCUGUGUGAAGUUAAAAGUAUAACAUUUUAUGCAUGUGCCAUUCAGGUGUGUUGCUUCAUCACAUUUGUAGUUUGCGAACAGUAUUUGCUCGCAAUCAUGGCCUAUGAUCGGUAUGUUGCCAUUUGUAAUCCUUUACUCUAUGUCAUUCUCAUGCCUAGAAAAUUCUGUAAUCAAAUCAUUGCUAGCACAUACAUUUAUGGAUUCGCUGUGGGUCUCAUACAGACAGUGGCAACUUUCCACUUGUCUUUUUGUGACUCCAAUGUGGUCAACCACUUCUACUGUGACGAUGUUCCAUUGGUUGCUCUGGCCUGCUCUGACACUCACAUCAAAGAGCUGCUAUUGUUAAUUAUUGCUGGAUUCAAUACCCUUUGCUCUCUGCUGAUUGUACUAAUUUCUUAUUUCUUCAUCUUCUUUACCAUCCUGAGGGUCCGUUCUGCCGAAGGAAGACAGAAAGCUUUUUCCACCUGUGCUUCCCAUCUGACCUCCAUCACAAUAUUUUAUGUGACAAUCAUUUUUAUGUAUCUACUGCCCAAGUCAAGCCAUUCACUGAACACAGAUAAAUUUGCUUCUGUGUUUUAUGUGGUAGUGAUUCCCAUGCUAAACCCAUUCAUCUAUAGCUUGAGAAAUCAGGAGGUAAAAAAUGCACUGAAAAGGAUUAUGCAAAAGUUGUAUUUGGCUAUUAAAUAA